This is a messenger RNA of Ceutorhynchus assimilis (cabbage seed weevil), 699 nucleotides long. The record is from the annotation of a GenBank genome assembly. Lineage: Eukaryota; Metazoa; Arthropoda; Insecta; Coleoptera; Curculionidae.
AUGACGAAAUUCAGACAAAUUUCACAUGUAAUCUUUGAUAUGGAUGGAGUUCUUUUAGAUACUGAGGUGACGUAUAGGAAUGCAAUCGCUACGAUUGCUAAGAGGUUCGGGAAAAAAUAUACAAAUGACAUAGUAGCUAAAGUAACUGGUACAGUGGAACAUGAAUCGGCUCGCAUAGCCGUUACUGAGAUGAAGCUUCCGAUGCCGGUUGAAGAGUUCAGGCACGAGUUUCGCCGUACUGCCCAUGGAUUUUUUGCGAAACAUGGGGCUCCACUUAUACCAGGUGCAAAGAAAUUAGUAGAUCACCUUUCCAAGCACAAGAUUCCUAUAGCAGUAGCUACUUCGUCGUCAAUGGACAGUUUUAAAUUGAAAUCGGCAAAUCACAAAGAGUUUUUCAAGCUUUUCGAUCAUAUAGUUUGUGGCGGCUCCGAUCCGGAAGUGAAACAUGGAAAACCUGCUCCUGAUAUAUUUUUAGUAGCUGCAGAAAGGUUUCCAUCCAAACCGAAUGCGGAAAAUUGUCUAGUGUUUGAGGAUGCACCGAAUGGCGUUAAAGCAGCUGUAAGUGCGGGCAUGCAAGUGGUUAUGGUGCCAGAUGAGAAUAUUGCCGAGGAUCAACGCAAAGGUGCAACUGUGGUAGUGUCCUCGCUGGAUUUAACACCUUUAGAGAAAUUUGGCCUUCCGUCUCUCAAAGAAACAUGA